CAAUCUCGCGAGAUGAGACUAGUGACGCCGGAUGUGACGUCCGGCAGAAGUGAAAGAACUACACGUGAUUGGUAUUGCGGGUCUUUUAAGCAGUGGUCUACAACUACAGCGGGACUAUUGGGCGGUAUGAUACUCUCCUAAGUGGCGCAGGACUGACAGCUGUUAACAGCAUCAUAGCAGUCUUGUCAAUUACAGCAAAAUCUGAACAUUACGAAUUGUAAAGAUGUAAAGAAGUUGCAAAAUAUGAUUGAAAUGGCAGCACACCUUGGAUACUCUACUGUUGCCAUAAAUCAUGUCUUUGAAUUUGAAAGCAAGAAGAUGGAAAUCGGAAAACCAAUCUCCACAAAAGAAUUAUUUUCAACUCUACCUACAGUCCAGGGAAAAUCCAUACCCAUCAAAAUCCUCACCAGACUAACAAUUAUUGCAUCAGACCCCUCUCACUGCAAUGUGCUGAGAUCAACCUCACCAUCUACCCGGUUGUAUGAUAUUGUGGCUGUUUUCCCAAAGACAGAGAAGCUGUUUCAUGCUGCUUGCACUAGUAUUGACGUGGACCUCAUAUGCAUCAACGUAACAGAAAAAGCUCCCUUCUUUUUCCGAAGGCCUCCUAUUAAUGCUGCAAUACAACGGGGCAUCUUUUUUGAACUUGUUUAUACCCCAGCAAUCAAAGAUUCAACUUUAAGGCGAUACACAAUUUCCAAUGCGCUCAGUUUAAUGCAGGUCUGCAAAGGGAAGAACAUUAUUAUAUCGAGUGGAGCAGAAAGGGCACUGGAAAUGAGAGGCCCCUAUGAUAUUGCAACACUAGGCUUGCUGUUUGGACUGACAGAAGGAGUUGCCAAGGCUGCCGUAUCUACAAACUGCCGUUCUGCUGUUCUGCACGGAGAAACAAGAAAGACUGCUUUUGGUGUCGUGUACACUGUGAAGAAGACAUGUUUGGAAGAGGAAGAAGCGGAACCAGUUUGUAAAAAAGCCAAGAAAUCUUAGUUACAUAGAUUUCUACUCAUUUUUGCUUUUCCCUGAUGCAGUGUUAAUCCUAACAAGUGAAGUUGCAGAAUUACUACCCAGCAUUGCAGGAUGGACCUAUUUUUGCUUUUAUUUAUAUCCAGGGCAGCUAUUUUUGUAAACCAAUAAAUAGCAAUGGAGAAAAGACUUUGCCUUUUGUUUAAUGUUUAUUGUUAAAUAAUAACAAUAAUAAUAGAUUGACUACAGAGUAUUUUUUUUGACGCAGUUCUGCUGCAGAACAUUUGAGAUUUGUAUUUCUAUUAAAGAGCCAUUAUACAAUGAA
Molecule: messenger RNA, 1282 nt
Organism: Xenopus tropicalis (tropical clawed frog)
Lineage: Eukaryota; Metazoa; Chordata; Amphibia; Anura; Pipidae
Gene: rpp30
Product: ribonuclease P/MRP 30kDa subunit
Exons: 12
Coding region: 244-981 (245 amino acids)
Biological process (GO): tRNA processing
Cellular component (GO): nucleolus
Source: RefSeq, a predicted model, not a curated record